AAAGAGGCGCGACCACCUUCUGUAUACCCCAAUUGUAGGGCUGCAAAUUGGAACUAGGGUUCAUUCUCGGCUCCCAAUUAAACAAUCUCCAAAUUGAACUCAAUCGGGAGAAAAAUUCGAUGGCGACGUCCUUCGAUCUAUGGGAGAAAGAUCCCUUCUUUUCCGCAGCCGAGGAGGUUCAAGAAUCUGCUGACAGGAUGGAAUCAAUUUAUAGGCAAUGGGUUCAAGAAAAGAAGUUGGAUUCAAACCCCUCUUCUAAUCUCUCCAAGGACCUUCGAACCGCGCUAGGCACUGCAAAAUGGCAGCUUGAGGAGCUUGAAAGGGCGGUUAAAUCAAAUGGUGAGGAGUUUUCUGUUGGAAAGUCAACAAAAGCUCGGCGUAACCAAUUUGUUUUAGCAAUUGAAAAUCGGAUAUCUAUUGUAGAGAAUUCUUUAAAAGAAUCGAAUCUCAGUGAGGGGGAGAGUCCUCUGUCUUGGGUUCGACUAAAUGAAGGGGAAAGAGAUGAACUUGCUCUCUUUUUAACAGGUUCUGAGGAAGAAAAAGAAAAAGGGUCAGAUUUUCAAUCUUUUGAUUCUCUGAAGAAUUGCGCAAAGUCUGCCAGCCCAGUUAAUGAGGUCUUGCAAAUUUCAGCCUCUAGUGAGGAUGACAUUUCUCGUAGAAUGUUGAAUGAACAAUCUAAUUUUCUACCGCCGAGGAAGCUUAGCUUCUCAGGGCCAAAGAGUGAACAUUUCAAUGCUAAAAUGAAUCGGUAUUGGAAUGGGUUAAUGAAGUGGAGGCAUGGGCACGAAUAUGAAGAAACCAUCCCAUUACAAGAUCAACAAUUGAAUCGGAGGAUUAAUGCAUGUUAUGAAGGAAGUAAGAGUUGUCUUGGUAGUUGUGGGGAUGAGACCUGUGAUAAGCAGCUUAACGGAUGGGUUGGUGCUAUCCAGAGACAACUUCAAAGAUCUCAGUACCAAAUUCAAUAUGCUCACCCUAAACGAAUGAUUGCUUGGUGCUUACUUGUAGUUCUUUUGAUUGCUAUAAUAAUGUUGAGUUCGAGAUAAAGGAACCAUUUUGUUGGUAAAUUUCUUCUACAUUGGUGUACUAUAUAGACGUGAGAGCAGAUCUCUAGUACUCUGGAAGAUGAUUAAGGUAUUUGCAUUUGCCUUUUUGUUUGCUUAUGAAGAGUCCACCAAUGCCGUAUGGUUAGUGACCCCAGCAUACACAACCAGAUAGGCGUUUUUGCUAUGGUUGGGUUGUUCAUAACUUAUCAGGAACUGGAUACGCAUUACUCAGAGGUCUGCUUAACAAUGAGGAAUCUGUACUCCAAUGUUGAUCCUAUUAUCUCUGAGGUCUGAGCAUAUAGGUUGACUUUAGCCAAACUGAUCGGUGUAAUUUUUUAGAGGUAAUACUUGUAUAUUGUGUUGCAGUUGUUAUAUGUUCUUGUCAAUUCCUGUAAACUCUUGCAUUUGCUUGUGAUUGUAUUGUCCCAAAAGGGAUAUGAGCAAUGUAUUGAGAUUUAUAACAAUCUUCUCUCUUGUUAAGGAUUGGGUGUUUGUGUUUGUUGGGAAAAAGAUGGAAAAGAUUAUGUUGUC
Messenger RNA from Asparagus officinalis (garden asparagus), 1574 nucleotides. RefSeq lists its product as uncharacterized. Gene Ontology annotation, cellular component: membrane. NCBI's taxonomy places the organism in Eukaryota, Viridiplantae, Streptophyta, Magnoliopsida, Asparagales, Asparagaceae. Gene Ontology annotation, biological process: Golgi vesicle transport. The record is from RefSeq and is a predicted model, not a curated record. The coding region runs from base 120 to 1043 and encodes 307 amino acids. The transcript has 5 exons.